AUGGCCGAAAAUGCCGAGACAAGUGGCGAUAAGCACGUCACCUUCAAGGUGAAGACAUCUGCCGACAGCAACCACACCAUCACAAUGGCCGAGUCGGCCACCGUCUCGGAGCUCAAGACCAAGCUUGCUGGCCAAGAUUUCGAGCACAUCCCUGUCGAGAGACAACGCCUCAUCUACUCUGGCCGCGUCAUGAAGAAUGACGAGACCCUCGGAUCCUACAACAUCAAGCAGAACAACACCAUCCACAUGGUCAAGAGCGCAGCGAGCAACCCUACCCAGCAGACCUCGACAUCCGGUUCCACCCCUCGAGCCGUUCCAGACAACAUUUCGGCUGGAACCAACCCCAACGAUCCUCUAGCUGGCCUGACCGGCGCCCGUUACGCCGGUCACCAGAUCAACUUCCCGGGCAUGGACAUGUUCGGCCCAGAUGGCGGUAUGGGUCCCCCCAUGGACGAGGAGCGCAUCCAACGUAUGAUGUCAGACCCCAAUGUUCAGCAGUCCAUGAACGAGGCCUUGAACAAUCCCGACUUUGUCAACAUGCUCAUCGAAUCGAACCCAAUGCUCCGCAACAUGCCCAACGCAAGAGAAAUCAUCACAUCCCCGUUUAUGCGACAGAUGAUGAGCAACCCACAGAUGAUGGGCCAGGCCAUGCGUAUGCAACGAAAUAUGCGUGGGGGAGACUCAUCUUUCCCAGCCCCUGGCGCCACCGAUACCACGCCAGAUGCUGCUGCUGGCGGCAACCGAUCCGCUGGCCAGGCGAACAACAACCAGCCAUCAAAUCCUUUCAUGAACCCAUUCAUGAUGCCCGGAAUGAUGGGUGGUGCUGCUGGGGGUAACAACGCCAUGAACCUUGCCCAGAUGCUUCAAAGCUUAAACGCCAUGAGCCCCAACCCGACUGCCCAAGCUACAACAACCAACGCUUCCACCACUGGAAACUCCCAAGGAACCACGCCAACGGCCGAGUCCCGAGAGCACCAGCCUGCUACUUCAGACACUGGAGCAGAAGGGGCUCCUCAGAACAGUCAGACCCAAAAUGCUGCCAACAACCCCAUGGCUCAAUUGUUCGCGCUGACGGGGGGCAAUGCGCUCAACGCCCACCCGAACUUUGAUCUGUUGGAGCAAUUGUCGAUGAAUCUCGGAGGCAUGGGCCCAGGUAUGCCAGGCGCAGCCCCCGACAAUCGACCGCCGGAGGAGCGAUAUGCCGAACAGCUGCGCCAGCUGAACGACAUGGGGUUCUACGACUUUGACCGAAAUGUUGCGGCCCUGCGAAGGAGUGGAGGCAGCGUGCAGGGCGCCAUCGAACACUUGCUAAGUGCUACAGAUUAA
Molecule: messenger RNA, 1326 nt
Organism: Metarhizium brunneum ARSEF 3297
Lineage: Eukaryota; Fungi; Ascomycota; Sordariomycetes; Hypocreales; Clavicipitaceae
Gene: dph1
Product: Deubiquitination-protection protein dph1
Biological process (GO): ubiquitin-dependent protein catabolic process
Cellular component (GO): cytosol
Molecular function (GO): polyubiquitin modification-dependent protein binding
Source: RefSeq, a predicted model, not a curated record